Molecule: messenger RNA, 1001 nt
Organism: Melitaea cinxia (Glanville fritillary)
Lineage: Eukaryota; Metazoa; Arthropoda; Insecta; Lepidoptera; Nymphalidae
Product: glycine N-methyltransferase
Exons: 6
Coding region: 75-956 (293 amino acids)
Biological process (GO): S-adenosylmethionine metabolic process; regulation of gluconeogenesis; protein homotetramerization
Cellular component (GO): cytosol
Molecular function (GO): identical protein binding; glycine N-methyltransferase activity; glycine binding
Source: RefSeq, a predicted model, not a curated record
GUCAGUAUCGGUACGGUAGCGACGGUGACUGGAAGUCGCAACAUACGCAAUUAUUGCAUCAUAAUAUCUAAAACAUGUCUUCCGACAAUAUAUUUCGUUCAAGAUCACAGGGUGUACCCUCUGAGGGUGUGAAGGACCAGUAUGCCGAUGGAAAAGCAGCAAGAGUAUGGAAGAAAUACAUCGGUGACAGCAACCAGAGAACUAAAAACUAUAGAGAAUUCUUAACGGGCUUGCUUAAGAAACAUGGAUGUGAGAAAGUGUUGGAUGCAGCCUGUGGUACCGGCAUAGACUCGAUGAUGCUGAUCGACGAAGGUUUUAAGCUGGUUUCAGUGGAUGCCUCUGACAAAAUGUUAAAACAUGCGUUAAAAGCCCGAUGGGAGAAGAGAAAAGACCCACGAUAUGAUGAAUGGAUAAUUGAAGAAGCGAGCUGGGAAACUUUACCUGAAGAUAUUGAACAAUUCCUGCCUGGUGCACAAUUUGAUGCAGUCAUUUGCCUCGGCAACUCAUUCGCUCAUUUACUCGACGAAUAUGAGGAUCAGAGAACUCAGAAAAUGUGCUUAAGAAAUUUCGCCAAAGUGUUAAAACCUGGUGGUCUGUUGUUCAUCGACCACAGGAAUCAUGAUGCUAUGAUCAACAGCGGAGCUACUCCAGGACAUUCCAUUUACUAUAAUUGCAAAUACCCAGUAGACAUAAAGACGUCUGUGCUAGUAGUGCGCGGUAAGGCGGAGAUGAUAACGCUCGACUACUGCAUCGACGCUAUUGAAGACGAUCUUAUUAAGGAAAAGAGCGAAUUCCGCCUGUGCUACUACCCACACCGGUUGCACAAUUUCAUUAGGAUGUUAGAUGAGGCGUUCGACAACCGCGCCAAGCACAGCAUCUACGCUGACUUCAAGCCCCUGGAAGAAGUCGACAACCCUGCAUACUACAUACAUGUUAUGCAGAAAGCGCUUAAUUGAUAAAACUUAAGAAUAGUGUAAAGAGCCAUUUAUUAAUUAUGUAAA